AUGCAACCACAGAUCCUCGUACUGAAAGAAGGGACGGACCAGUCCCAGGGCAAACCCCAGCUCAUCUCCAACAUCAAUGCCUGCCAGCUGGUCGUAGAUGCUGUCCGCACAACCCUCGGUCCUCGUGGCAUGGACAAGCUGAUCGUGGAUCACAACGGUAAAGCCGUGAUAUCCAACGAUGGAGCCACGAUCAUGAAGCUGUUGGACAUUGUCCACCCAGCUGCCAAGACUUUGGUUGAUAUCGCUAAGUCACAGGAUGCCGAGGUGGGUGACGGAACAACAUCUGUGGUGAUUCUAGCUGGUGAGCUCUUGAAGAGACUGAAGCCUUUCGUCGAAGAAGGUGUCCAUCCGCGUAUCAUCGUCCGUUCAGUCCGUGUGGCCGCCAAGCUAGCAGUGGAUAGAGUCAAGGAGUUAGCCGUUAAGAUCGACAAUAAGUCUGUUGAAGAACAGAGGGAACUGUUAACGAAAUGCGCCGCCACAGCGAUGUCGUCGAAGCUGAUCCACCAGCAGAAGGGACACUUCUCCAAGAUGGUGGUGGACGCCGUACUGUCCCUGGACGCUCCUCUCUUACCGCUGGAUAUGAUCGGUAUCAAGAAAGUGUCAGGUGGUGCUUUAGAGGACUCCUUCCUGGUGUCCGGAGUAGCCUUCAAGAAGACGUUCUCGUACGCUGGCUUUGAGAUGCAGCCAAAAACGUACAACAACUGCAAGAUUGCGCUGCUGAACAUUACCCUUGAGUUGCAGGCUGAGAGGGACAAUGCUGAAGUCCGAGUGGACAACGUGAAAGAAUACCAGAAGGUGGUGGACGCAGAGUGGCAGAUCCUGUACGAGAAGUUGGCAGCGCUGCAUGCCAGCGGGGCCAACGUAGUGCUCAGCAAACUGCCCAUCGGAGACGUCGCCACACAGUACUUCGCUGACCGCGACAUGUUCUGCGCGGGCCGUGUCCCCGACGAGGACCUGAAGCGCACCCAGCGCGCGUGCGGCGGCGCUGUGCUGUCGUCCGUCCGCGACCUCGCGCCCGAGGCCCUCGGACACUGCGCGCACUUCACGGAGAAACAAGUCGGGGGCGAGCGGUACAAUAUCUUUACUGGAUGUCCGGCAGCGAAGACCUGCACAUUAGUGCUCCGUGGUGGAGCUGAGCAGUUCCUGGAGGAGACGGAGCGGUCCCUGCAUGAUGCCAUCAUGAUCGUCAGACGUACCAUCAAGAACGAUGCUGUGGUUGCCGGUGGCGGUGCCAUCGACAUGGAGAUCUCGAAGCAUCUCCGCGAGUACGCCAAGGGUGUUGCGGGCAAGGAACAGUUACUCGUCGCGGCCGUCGCGAGAGCAUUCGAAGCGAUUCCGAGGCAACUAUGUGAUAACGCAGGAUUCGAUGCCACCAAUCUACUGAACAAGCUGAGGAAUAAACAUCACAAUGGCGACAUCUGGUACGGUAUCGACAUCCAGAAGGAGGAUAUCGGCGACAACUACGCGUCGUGUGUCUGGGAGCCCGCCAUUGUCAAGAUCAACGCUAUCACUGCCGCCUGCGAGGCCGCGGCCCAGAUCCUCUCAGUCGACGAGACGAUAAAGAACGUAAAAGGCCAAGAUAUGCCGACGGCGGGAGCCCCGGGCCGCGGCAUGGGACGUCCACGCAUGGGCUGA
This is a messenger RNA of Spodoptera littoralis (African cotton leafworm), 1635 nucleotides long. The record is from the annotation of a GenBank genome assembly. Lineage: Eukaryota; Metazoa; Arthropoda; Insecta; Lepidoptera; Noctuidae.